Molecule: messenger RNA, 363 nt
Organism: Aspergillus heteromorphus CBS 117.55
Lineage: Eukaryota; Fungi; Ascomycota; Eurotiomycetes; Eurotiales; Aspergillaceae
Exons: 2
Coding region: 1-363 (120 amino acids)
Source: RefSeq, a predicted model, not a curated record
AUGAUAUCCAAGAGCAUGACAGUUCCUCUACUUGAGGCUGUUAAUGACUGCUACUUGACUGGAGACCCGAAUUGCAAACUGGCCAGCGUCUGGUUCUAUAACUUUUUCUAUGUGUUCACCGCAGGGCCAAUCGUUCUUCUUGCACAAAUCCAUCCCCCAAUAUUGGAAUUUAUGGAACACGAAGUUCUGGAAAAAACUUGGACUCGGUGCCAAGCGACUUUGAAAUACCUGGAGUGUUACAGCACCGUGGCAGAACGAUGUGCUCACGGUCUCAACGCGAUGAGAUCGAUAUAUCCCACGCAUCCCCUAAUGGGAGAGAUGUCACUUUUGAGUCUACCGAACAUGACCAAGCGAGCAUUUUAG